Molecule: messenger RNA, 952 nt
Organism: Nicotiana attenuata
Lineage: Eukaryota; Viridiplantae; Streptophyta; Magnoliopsida; Solanales; Solanaceae
Product: endo-1,3;1,4-beta-D-glucanase-like
Exons: 7
Coding region: 67-783 (238 amino acids)
Molecular function (GO): hydrolase activity
Source: RefSeq, a predicted model, not a curated record
UUGUCUUACUUUUUGUGGGCGUGCGAGCAAAGAACAGAAGUACAGCCUCUCUUUUUUGUGUUUCAAAUGUCAGGACCUCAACGUCUCAAGAAUCCACCAACUCUCAACUCAGCUUCUGGAGCUGGGAAUAUACAAGAUAUUGGAGGGCUCAACAGCUAUGUUACUGAACCUCUUGACUCCAAGCUUGCCAUUCUUCUCAUUUCUGAUGUAUUUGGAUAUGAAGCUCCACUUUUGAGGAAGCUAGCAGAUAAAGUUGCAGCUGCAGGGUACUUGGUGAUUGUUCCUGAUUUCUUCUAUGGUGAACCUCUAGACCGCGAGAAACAUGACAUACAGACAUGGUUGAAAGAUCAUGGCGCGGACAAAGGAUGUGAAGAUGCUAAAGCAGUGGUUGAAUCUUUGAAAAGUAAAGGUGUUUCUUCCAUAGGAGCAGCAGGCUUUUGCUGGGGAGGAAUGGUAGUUUCUAAAUUGGCAAAACAUGAGAAUAGUAUUGGGGCUGCAGUUAUCUUGCAUCCUGGUCCUAUAACAGUUGAUGAGAUAAAUGAGGUAAAAGUUCCAAUUGCAAUAUUAGCAGCUGAGCAUGACCAUAUAUUUCCGCCUGACCAAGCGAAGCAGCUAGGCGAUGCUUUAUCUGCAAAAUCCGAGAUUGAGAGCUUUGUGAAGAUAUUUCCUGGAGUUCAACAUGGAUGGACAGUUCGAUACAACGUUGAGGAUGAAUCGUCUGUCAAAGCUGCAGAAGAGUCUCACUCAGAUAUGUUAAACUGGUUUAUCAAGUUCAUCAAGUGAACAAGAAAGAACUAGAAUUGAAACAUCAUUUUCAGGAAAGGAGAUUUUUAUAAGUCCUCAAAUAAACUGAGAAUAUGUCACAAUCAUAAAGUACACUGCAUUUGCUGAUAUGCAGUGUUAAUCUGCAAUGAAAUAAGGAUCAUGUUUGUUUGGUUUUAACUUAUGAUGC